GCCCUGAGAGCCUCUGUAUCAUAGCCAUCUCCACCAUGAAGGUCACUGGGGGGCUUCUUCUGCUCUGCGCAGCAACUCAUUUCUUCAGCAGCUCAGAAGCUGCUAGUCUGCCUUUAACCACAGUGGACUGCAGUAUUUACAAGAAGUACCCAGUGGUGGCCAUCCCCUGCCCCAUCACAUACCUGCCUGUUUGUGGUUCUGACUACAUUACCUAUGGGAAUGAAUGUCACCUGUGCAUUGAGAACUUGAAAAGUAAUGGAAAAGUCCAGUUUCUUCAUGAUGGAAGCUGUUAACUUCUCCACAGACAUGGGUACUGCAGUGAUAAUCUUCAUCAUCUUCAUCAUCCCUGGGCUCUGAUUGCCUUUUCCCUCAUCCUGGCUAGUGUUCUGGGGUAGGAGUUGAGACAGAUCCAGAGGCAUCUUUGUUGAGUGAAGAAAGUUGAGAUGGUCUUCCUCAAACUCAUGCCUUAUUGACUUCCUGGGUUCUUUUUGUACUUCAAUAAAAAAAAACUCCCUGGAGAAUUUAC
Molecule: messenger RNA, 526 nt
Organism: Nyctereutes procyonoides (raccoon dog)
Lineage: Eukaryota; Metazoa; Chordata; Mammalia; Carnivora; Canidae
Gene: SPINK7
Product: serine peptidase inhibitor Kazal type 7
Exons: 4
Coding region: 36-293 (85 amino acids)
Molecular function (GO): protein binding
Source: RefSeq, a predicted model, not a curated record